Dama dama (fallow deer) is the source of this 1546-nucleotide messenger RNA. RefSeq names its product terminal uridylyltransferase 7-like. The record is from RefSeq and is a predicted model, not a curated record. NCBI's taxonomy places the organism in Eukaryota, Metazoa, Chordata, Mammalia, Artiodactyla, Cervidae. Bases 149 to 1111 code for a protein of 320 amino acids. Gene Ontology annotation, molecular function: RNA uridylyltransferase activity; nucleic acid binding; zinc ion binding. The transcript has a single exon.
AUUGAGCACUGCCAUUUUAGAAGCUCAAACCUAGAGUACUGGGUUUACUAGAGUGUUAACUUUUUUUAAAAAUAAAUAGGGCAUUUAAAUUUAGGGCGAUAUUGGUGAUGCUUCUAGAGGCAGCUUAUCGUCAUAUGCAUAUACGCUCAUGGUGCUAUAUUUUCUUCAGCAGAGGAAUCCACCAGUUAUUCCUGUACUUCAAGAGAUGUACAAAGGUGAAAAGAAACCUGAAAUAUUUGUUGAUGGCUGGAAUAUUUAUUUUUUUGAUCAAAUAGAUGAACUGCCCAACUAUUGGCCAGAAUAUGGAAAAAAUACAGAAUCUGUUGGGCAGCUGUGGUUGGGACUUCUUCGUUUCUACACAGAGGAAUUUGAUUUUAAAGAACAUGUAAUUAGCAUCAGGAGAAAAAGUCUGCUUACAACUUUUAAGAAACAGUGGACAUCAAAAUACAUUGUUAUUGAAGAUCCGUUUGAUUUGAAUCAUAAUCUUGGAGCCGGAUUAUCAAGGAAAAUGACAAAUUUUAUAAUGAAAGCAUUUAUUAAUGGGAGAAGAGUAUUUGGGAUUCCAGUCAAAGGAUUUCCAAAGGACUACCCCUCAAAAAUGGAGUACUUUUUUGAUCCAGAUGUGCUAACUGAAGGAGAGCUGGCCCCAAAUGAUAGAUGUUGCCGCAUUUGUGGGAAAAUCGGACACUUCAUGAAGGACUGUCCUAUGAGGAGAAAAGUGAGGCGACGGCGAGAUCAGGAAGAUACCCUGAACCAAAGAUACCCUGAGAACAGAGACAAAAAAAGCAAAGACGAUAAAGAAAUUCAAAACAAGUACACAGAGAGAGAGGUGUCAACAAAAGAAGAUAAACCCAUGCAGUGCACACCUCAGAAAGCCAAGCCAGCGAGGGCAGCCACUGAGCCAGGGGGAGAGAAAAUCCUCAGGCCACCAGUGGAGAAGUGGAAGAGACCAGAGGACAAAGACUUAAGAGAAAAACGUUGUUUUAUUUGUGGACGAGAAGGGCACAUUAAAAAGGAAUGCCCUCAGUUUAAAGGCUCUUCAGGUAGCCUUUCCAGUAAAUAUAUGACUCAGGGAAAAGCCUCAGCGAAGAGGACCCAGCAGGAAUCAUGAGGGAAGGAAAAUGCUGCAUUCUAAAUGGCCACUCAGGCGUUCCUAUUCACUUUGAAAAUUAGGUUCAUUUUACAGGACACAGCAGCAUAGAUCAGGCUUCAACUUAACAUUUAAGGGAAAUGUCAGAUUUUUUUUUAACUUAAUGAAAUUGUUAAUGAGGAAAAAAAAUGUUUAAAACAGUCUUACCUACUACAGAUCCCUAUAGAUUUAAGGAUUUCAAUAGAAAGCCAUGAUGUAUGUAUUUAAGACAGGUUUAAAAAAAAAAAAAUGUAACUAUGGGCCAGUAUUCAUUGAAUACAAUUUCAAGCUUUUUAAUUAUUUCAAAGCACACUAAAAAUAGUGGGCUGAUAAACUCCAAGUAAAUUAAUCCUUUUUUUCCUUUAUAAAUCCUUUUUGUUUGUUUUGAAGAGGGGAAAUUAUAUUUAUUGUUGUCAA